AUGGGAAAAGUUAAUAAAGUUAUCCACUCGGACCCGAAUCUCGAGGAGCUCUUGCUCUCCCUCCAAAUAGAGAACGGGCUUCUCGAGAAUCCCGGGGAAUCUUCGGAGGCCUCUGAAGAGUCGUGUGCAUCCGGCGAUGAAAUAGAGUACAGGCCUUUGGACACAGGCCAUUGCGUCUCCCCAGCACUGGAUUUCAGCAUGAGGUCUCUGAAGGAAAAAGGAGAAUACAAGAUUUCCAGAGGAUCUCUACCUUUUUCACUGUUUGAGGCGAUAGGAAAGAAGGAAAGGAGGGAGCAGACUGUCGUCGCGAGCCAGAAGUUCUUCAUCGAGGGAGGAAAGUAUGACUAUGGCUUUACUCCUGAGGAUCUAAGACAAUAUGAUAUCAAAAGAAGAAAGAAGACGAAGAGGGUAUGUCCAAACUGGGAGGAUAUUGCCGAAGAGAAAAGAAACGAGCCCAGGAGAAUCUGUGUCAGGUCUCUUCAGCUGAAGAAUAGAAGAUGA
This is a messenger RNA of Encephalitozoon cuniculi GB-M1, 501 nucleotides long. RefSeq lists its product as uncharacterized. The transcript has a single exon. The coding region runs from base 1 to 501 and encodes 166 amino acids. Lineage: Eukaryota; Fungi; Microsporidia; Unikaryonidae. The record is from RefSeq and is marked provisional.